This is a messenger RNA of Rotaria sp. Silwood2, 462 nucleotides long. NCBI's taxonomy places the organism in Eukaryota, Metazoa, Rotifera, Eurotatoria, Philodinida, Philodinidae. The record is from the annotation of a GenBank genome assembly.
AUGGCAGCAGCCGUCAGCUCCUAUUCACCAAAUUUAUACCAUCAACAAUCGUACCUCAAUUCAACAUUAUCAUCGUUUUAUGCUGCUCAAUUUAUUCCUAACAACUAUUAUAGACCAAAAUCACAAAAGCAACAAGAACAACAACAAAAACCUCGGACACCGACGCCGACAAAAACAACUGAAAAGGUUGAUUCCAAUAUUCAACAAUUACGUCCUCGACGUGAACCUCGCAUUCGUCGGCAAGUAAUUGUAUUGCCAACACCGGAGCCUAUCUAUCGACAAGUACGACAUCGAUUGCCAACACCUGAACGACAAGUUAUUCAACGAACAGUUAUUCAAAAAGCUAACGGCGAUGUUAUUGUUCAACAGCAACGACAUAGAAAGAACAUAAGAAGUCAUAGUCUUUCAGGACCUAUUACACAAAUAGGCACACAUCGUGUACCACAAGUUAAAAUCGAUUAA